AUGAAGAAAGACUUUUCAAAACACUUGAAGUAUCUUUAUAUUACGGCACUCAAUAUGAUUGGAAUUCCAUCAUUACAUAGAAGAAAAACCAAGAAAAUGAAAAUGAUAUCCAACAAAUACCAGGUAAGACUGUCCCGAGAAAUAAAGAGGACAUUAUGUUCUACUUGUCUCUCGAUUCUUGUUCCAGGAUUCAAUUGCACAUCAAGAAUAGUGAGGAAAGAGAACGGUCUAUGUCUUAAAACUGUAUGUGGAUGUGGAAGUGAGAAAAUCUUUGUGGCCCAAGGAAGAUAA
Encephalitozoon intestinalis ATCC 50506 is the source of this 291-nucleotide messenger RNA. RefSeq names its product RNase P subunit Rpr2. The transcript has a single exon. The record is from RefSeq and is a predicted model, not a curated record. Gene Ontology annotation, cellular component: nucleolar ribonuclease P complex. The coding region runs from base 1 to 291 and encodes 96 amino acids. Lineage: Eukaryota; Fungi; Microsporidia; Unikaryonidae. Gene Ontology annotation, biological process: tRNA processing.